Eruca vesicaria subsp. sativa (arugula) is the source of this 903-nucleotide messenger RNA. NCBI's taxonomy places the organism in Eukaryota, Viridiplantae, Streptophyta, Magnoliopsida, Brassicales, Brassicaceae. The record is from the annotation of a GenBank genome assembly.
AGCUCACCAAUGCGUGCGUUAUACGAAGCUCCACAUCAUUUUCUCAACUGAUCGAUCGGAGACUUCACCUCUCAUCGCCGGUGGUUAUCAUCGUCUCUUAAAGUUCCGACCUUUUCCUCGCCGCAAGGAAAGAUGCUCGCUUGACAACGAAGAAUCUCCACCCUCCAUCUUUACCCCUUUCGCUCAACAAGGAGGAGAGAAGGAUGUCGACACCAGCGAGGAAGAGAUUGAUGAGGGAUUUCAAGAUAACAACAUUAUGCUCCUCAAGAUAACAACAUUAUGCUCUGGAACGCUGUUAUUUUCGGGCCUGAUGAUACCCCAUGGGAUGGAGGUAAGGUUUUUUGUUAUUGUAGUAGUCACUUAUCUUGAGUUUUUUUUGGCAAUCUUUAGUACUGUAUAUGUCUUUUGUAUGAUUUUGUCAGGUACUUUUAAACUCUCGCUGCAGUUUUCUGAAGAUUAUCCGAAUAAACCACCAACGGUUCGGUUUGUUUCGCGGAUGUUCCAUCCAAAUAUUUAUGCUGAUGGGAGUAUAUGCUUGGACAUUCUCCAAAACCAGUGGAGUCCUAUCUAUGAUGUCGCUGCUAUACUUACCUCUAUCCAGUCAUUGCUCUGUGAUCCUAAUCCGAAUUCUCCUGCGAAUUCCGAAGCUGCGCGAAUGUUCAGCGAAAGCAAACGUGAGUACAACAGAAGAGUCCGCGAGGUUGUGGAACAAAGCUGGACUGCUGACUAGUAAAUAAUAAUCCUUGUUGUAGCAUUUGUCUUCAUAAACAUUGAACCUCCUCUCCUCUGUUUGUUUCCACAAACACUUGCCUUUUUCUCUUUUUCUUUCCUGUUUUUGUGUUUGUUGUCAAACUCUGUGCCUUAACCACAUUCCUCUUCAUGAUUAAUGAUUAUCAUUAUUUC